This is a messenger RNA of Penicillium brevicompactum, 783 nucleotides long. RefSeq lists its product as uncharacterized. Bases 1 to 783 code for a protein of 260 amino acids. NCBI's taxonomy places the organism in Eukaryota, Fungi, Ascomycota, Eurotiomycetes, Eurotiales, Aspergillaceae. The record is from RefSeq and is a predicted model, not a curated record. The transcript has a single exon.
AUGAAUCCAGAACAAACUCCAAGCGAGCCACCCAUUCAAGCACUCAGCAUCUCUGGCGGUGCUUUGGAUGAAGGUAGCAACCGCUCAGACCUCACACCACCUGGUCCAAUCACUCCUCCUCCUCCUCCAUCUGCUGCUCCAAGCACGCCUGUCAGACCUGCUGCACCCAUCAACCAGCAUCGCCAUGCAAGUGGCAUGCGCUACCACCCAGUGGUCUACAAUGGCGUCCUGUACAGGUGGAUUCCACAAGUCCCUCUCCCAGUGAAGCUGGAAGCUCGCAACUUCAACAAAAUCAUGGAGCUGUUCCAGCAGGCCCUGAGAGACAACGGCAACUCAGCAUUCCGAAUCGGGGUGACAAUCCCAACCGAAUACCUCGACGGUGCUGACUUCCUGGGAUCCGUGUGGCAAUUCCUGGACCCAUUCAUGGACACGUGGGUCAUAAACCCAGACCUCACCCGGGACAACCAGGUCCGCCUGCUUGGGGUUGUUGUCCGUCCGUGCACCACGUACGCAGUCGUUGAAAUCAACAACUUCAACUGGGACUUCUACCGUGCCCAUGUGCAAGGCCACCUCCUCCCAGUGUACACCCUUUCCUUGGAGGGGCUGUCGUCUGUCCCACUGAGGCAGGGAUACUGGCGUUUUGAGCGAGAUCGGAAGCAAGACCGCCGUGUCCUGGAUGAAGUUCAGAUGUACUUCAGAAGGCAUGGGUAUGCGCCUACCCCUCUGCUGGAUGUGAACUUGUCCAAGGAUCGCCCGCCUGUCUAUCCAUCGCCGAGGGUGUGA